AUGCUGACUCGGGGCAGUAAAUACCGGUCUAGGAGUGGCUGUCUUACAUGUCGAGCACGCCGUGUCAAGUGCGACGAAACUCAUCCAACAUGCAAGGCCUGUAGCAAGAAAAACCGGCCCUGUCAGUGGGAGGAACCGCACACCAAGUUCAAAGACUAUCGGCCUGGUGGGGCCUCGUCAAGCAAGUUUGCUACGGGUGGCACGGACGAUGAAAAUGAAGCCAGAGACAAUAUGGACGGCGAGGAUGGAGAAGACGAAGAUGAAGAGAUGGAUGGUGCCGACGGUAUUGGUGAAAGAAGUCGCAGCCAGUCCAUCUCCCAGAGAAACAUCCGGAAAAACAGUCAGACCGACGCGGUGCUAGACAGCCCAUACUCCAGCGCGCCUUCCGCAUCGGCCCAGGGAUUUCCGGCUUCGCCAUACUAUGUCAACGAGGCGGACGAUACGAGGGGCCAUGUGUCGAUGGAGACCUUCCUGGCGCAGGAGAGCCAGAUGGACCAACCACCCCUAGGCACCGCAGGCCAUGCAGCAAAUCCCAUUCCUCUAACUCACGAAGAGGCCCUCUUGGUCCAUCAUUACACCGAACAUGUUGCCCGCUGGCUCGACUGUACAGACGCCACCGAUCAAUUCACUCUCGGAGUACCCGAGAAGAUCACCCUUUGUUCCGUCCUUCGUCACGCCGUUAUUGCACUCGCUGCUCGUCACUCUCGGAACGACUCUAUUGCAGACGCGGCCUAUCAGCGCUGCAUCUCGCUAUUGAUCUUGCGGCUGAACGAGGAGGCUGCAAGCCAUGACGAGACCCUUCUAUGUGCCAUCGUCAUACUACACUUCUACGAACAACUCAGCGUUCCCUCAAGUAUAGGGUUGGAAGACGAGCAACAUCUGGCAGGCUGUUCGGCCAUCAUCCGCUCCUCACAAGGACACCAUUUCGUAGACCCUUCAGCACCCACUCUCCGCGAAGCUGCCUUCUGGGUAUACGUACGACAGUGCAUACACAAAGCCACUAUAAACCAACAACCGCUCGAUAUCGAUUUCUCAUUGCAGUUGCACCCAACACCCAGCUCCAUGCGAGAUGCACAUCCAUUGGCACGGUUAAGGUUGGAAACGGCUUGGUCCAACCAAAUGGCAUGGAACCUUGCGCGCGUCGUCAACUUCUGCUUCGAUGGGAACGAGGUAUACGGCGAUAUGCAUUCUAGGGUGCAAUACUGGGAAGAGCUGUGGGAGCUUGUUCAUACAUGGAUGCGGGACAGGCCAGCCGCCUUCAAUCCCCUCUAUCAAGGUCCUACUGAUGAUAGCGGCUCGUUUCCCAAUACCUGGUUUACAACUGAUUGGCAUGCGGUUUCAUUCUGCUACUACCAUUUUGCUUGCAUCAUGCUACUCCGGUUUAGGCCACAUUCAGAUUCAGUAGCUCAGGAUGGCCAUCGAAUAUCUGAAACAGACCACCGAAUCCUAUCGCAUGCACAAGCCAUUUGCGGAGCGGCCAAAAGCUCGAAAGAAGCAGUACCACUGGCAAUUACAGUUCGCCACACUGUUUUCAUUUGGGGCCCGCUUGUAUCAAGUGAGAAACAGAGGGAAGAAAUAGUUGAGAUCUUGGCCGACUUUGAAAGAGAUCACGUCUGGCCAACGACCUGGUUGAUCAAUGCACUCAGAAACCAGUGGGACAUGUCCGGUGCUUCAACCGUCAUUUCUCCAAUGGAACAAUAG
Molecule: messenger RNA, 1701 nt
Organism: Bipolaris oryzae ATCC 44560
Lineage: Eukaryota; Fungi; Ascomycota; Dothideomycetes; Pleosporales; Pleosporaceae
Exons: 6
Coding region: 1-1701 (566 amino acids)
Biological process (GO): positive regulation of transcription by RNA polymerase II
Cellular component (GO): nucleus
Molecular function (GO): DNA-binding transcription factor activity, RNA polymerase II-specific; transcription cis-regulatory region binding; zinc ion binding
Source: RefSeq, a predicted model, not a curated record